AUGGCAACUCGUGAACUUUCCAACAUGUUCCAAUCCAAAGACUUUGCUAGUCGCUACAGGCUUGCGGAGAAGAUCACUGGGCUUUUCGCUCGCCCAUUGAUCAACCAAUCGGGCAUUGCAUCCUAUGCGAAACGGCCCGUCAUCCUUGACAAUGCCUGUGGCACAGGGGUUAUUUCCAGUGUUCUCAAUAGCACACUCAGUGACCAGAUUAAGAAAGACUGGGAGCUGACCUGCGGCGACUUAUCUCAACCCAUGGUCGAGCAUACUCAGCAACGGGCCAUAGAGGAAGGAUGGCACAACGCGGAAGUGAAGAUCGUGAACACACAAGAGAUGAAUCUUCCCAGCUCAUAUUAUACGCAUAUCUAUACUGCUUUUGCAAUCCCUAUGAUCCCUGAUACCGAUGCCGCAUUGAAAGAAUGUCUCCGAAUCCUCCAGCCAGGAGGUACAUAUGCAUCCACUAACUGGAAGACAACUCCCCAAAUAGCGAUGACGUUCUCCGCUCUCGAAUCCCUCUCAUCGGAACUCCCUCUCCCCGAUGCUGAGGAAUUCCAAAAAGGCCUUUACAAAGGCUGGGACUCCGAAUCUAAUGUCAAAUCCGUGCUCGAAGAGGCAGGGUUCACGGACGUCAACGUCACAGCCGUAACGGACCACGUUUCAGUGCCCAUUGCGGAAUUCGUGGAUCUGAAUAUGACAUUCCUACCCGCUAUCUUGGGGCAGUUCUGGACAGAAGAACAGCGUGAAAAGCACGCGGGGCGUGCUCCUGAUGUGAUGAGGCAGUCGCUGGAAGAGAAGUUUGGUGUUGAUGGGAUGGUGCCGCUUGGUCCAACUGCCAUUGUUGUUACUGCGAGGAAACCGUGA
This is a messenger RNA of Aspergillus puulaauensis, 858 nucleotides long. It is a transcript of the gene gtmA, whose product is annotated as gliotoxin thiomethyltransferase. Lineage: Eukaryota; Fungi; Ascomycota; Eurotiomycetes; Eurotiales; Aspergillaceae. The transcript is spliced from 4 exons. The coding region runs from base 1 to 858 and encodes 285 amino acids. The record is from RefSeq and is a predicted model, not a curated record.